Styela clava is the source of this 1514-nucleotide messenger RNA. RefSeq lists its product as uncharacterized. Gene Ontology annotation, molecular function: peptidase activity. Lineage: Eukaryota; Metazoa; Chordata; Ascidiacea; Stolidobranchia; Styelidae. The record is from RefSeq and is a predicted model, not a curated record.
UAAUUGUUUUGUACUGAAAGGUUCUGAUAUCUGACAUUCUAUCCACUGUUUUUAAAAAAAUGUAGUUCAAAACGUGUAGUCUGUUUGCCGAGACCGCUGAUUUCAGUUAGCAAAAAAUUCUUCGUUCUUGUAACUUUGCGGGCUCGACUCCGUGAGACUUCUAUAACAUCUGUGCAAGCUAAUUAAGGGUACAUGCGGGUGUCUCAAAUUUGCAGAAGUCUGCAGCCGACUUAGUCUGUUAUUGUAAUUGAUGAACUAAAAUAGUCUGAGAUGCCAGGAGCUGCACGCUUCAUGACCGCGAGUUGAGUUGAUUGACGCAAAAUUGUGAUCAUUACAGUUCACAUGAUCGUGUAAAAAAGUCAGAAAAGAAGUUUCACAAAGCGGCAAAAAUACCGGACGCUGUUUCUCUGAAAGAGACCUUCGGAGUAAUCUUUCAAACAUCCAAAAUUGUCGAAGAAGAUAUAAGAUGUUGAGAUUGGCCCUUUUAGCUACGUUUUGUUGCUUGGCAUCGACCGCAUUGACCGACAGCGGGUGCACCAAUCUAGGUGGGGCAUGUCAGGACUGGAGAUAUUACAAAUGCACCGCCGGUUACGAAACCGGAUUAUGCAGUGGCGACUCCAACAGAAGAUGUUGCCUGCCUUGUGACCUAUCGUGUAGGACAACUGACAGCAAUUAUGACGAUAGCGCUUGCGAAAACAUCGACGGAACAUGUAUGGACAAUUCUAACUACUGUACGGGUGGCUAUUCAUCGGGAUAUUGUGGAGGUCCCUCCGAUAGGCAAUGCUGUUCAGCUAACUCUGGGGGUGGUGGCAUUAUCGGUGGAGGUGGAAGUUGUGAUCUAGUAACUUAUUCAUCUCUGAAUAUCAAAGGUUAUAACAACCUUAAAGUAGAAGUUCACUCUGGAUUUGUUGCAGAUAUGGAUACCUUAAAUAGUUAUGCAAGACAAUGUGAUGUAACCGUUUGGGUAACCCACGCUUUCCGCGAGGAAGGGCAAAAUCUCGGAGGUACGGUUGUUCCACCAGCUACGACGUCUAAUCACCUUGUCGGACAUGCGAUUGAUUUCAAUCUGGAUACCCCGAACGGAUGGUGUAAUGGAGAUUGUCUUUACGAUGGAUAUAAUUCGAAUGCCCAGUGUUUUAUCCAGAAAGUACUAGACACUUCUGGUCUGAGAUGGGGAGGAUAUUGGAGUCCCUCUGAUCCUGUUCAUAUUGACGAUGGAUUGAACGCUUAUCACUACAACGAAUGGGAAGCCUUGUACUACGACUUGCAAGGAAAGUGUUAAUUAAUUGCAGCUGAAACAACAUGAUGAUCAUCAGCCGUUUGUUUUAUUAUAAAAAAAUUAUUCGUUAAUUAAUCAGUAACUAUUAGUAUUAGCAGACUUAUGUAACAACAGUUACGGUGAUUUACAUAUAAACCUCAUUGUAAGUUUUAAAUGCCUACCUUACGUCAACUUACAAUAAUAAGAGUAAUUUAAUAUAUAUAUAAAUCAUCAAGGAAUAAACUUGCAAUAAUUA